Messenger RNA from Plasmodium fragile, 966 nucleotides. RefSeq lists its product as uncharacterized. The record is from RefSeq and is a predicted model, not a curated record. NCBI's taxonomy places the organism in Eukaryota, Apicomplexa, Aconoidasida, Haemosporida, Plasmodiidae. The transcript is spliced from 2 exons. Bases 1 to 966 code for a protein of 321 amino acids.
AUGAACCAAAUGAUGGAGGACAAAGUGGAGGAACCCGUUUUCGAAGACGAGGAAGAUGAAAACGUGUAUGACAAUUUCAACGCAGAGAUUCAUGUUAACAAGGGAACGAGUGGCCAUGAAGAAAAUGAUACACUCGUUGAAGAUGCUAGCAAGAGCGAGACGGAAUGUUCUACCUCCUCGCAAUCGUCCAACCAGGACGACAAGGAUGAGGCGGACAGUCAAAGCAGUCACAAAGAGGGACAACAGAGUAGUAAUAAGAGUCCAUUAGAGGAGGGAAAAGAUGAAAAGAAUAUGAAGAGAGAAGAUUUAUUUUCGGUGAUUAAUAUUUUUGUACCAAACUGUAACAACAAUGUUAAAAAAAAAAAAGCUAUUUUGACCUUGUUAGAAAAAAAGGUAAAAAAUGUUUUGGCCUUAAAUUUGCUAACGCUGAAUUCCAAAACGAAGACUGAAUAUGUAUUAACGCAAUGUAUAACAUACAGAAAGCAUAACGAAUUUUUAUUGUCCAAUAUGGAUCAUCAAAUACGGGGGUUCCUCAUUUUCCUCAUUCCAUUUUUCAAUGUGUUUCAUAAUAAAAUCCCGCUGAAUUAUUUACUAUACGAGUUAAAUAAUGUAGGACAUGAGUUGUUAAAAACAAAAGAAGAAGUGGUGAAAAUUUUGAGUUCCCCAACUGUUCUCUCCACCAUAGCUAACCAUAUUCUAAUGACAAAGGAGCUGGUGGACCCUCUGGACUAUUUAAUAUAUGCCAAAAAAUUAUCCUACAUCGAUUUUAGUAAUAACCAUCAGUACGAUGAGAGCUCCUUAGAUGGGUUUUACUGCAUACCCACUGCUCGGUUCGAAAGCGAAGUUCACAUGAAGCAGUACAUAACGGAUCUGCUUAGUGUCCCCAAUAAAACCUUUCAGCUCAAGGAUGUGUAUGUCCUAUUUGAGGAGAAGUACUUCUUGGACAUUAACUACGACAAUUUGUGA